AUGGCUGACUCUGACAUUUUUAUUCAUUUUUUGUUUUCUUCUUUAGCAUCAGCGAAGAGGUCCACAUACAUUGUUCAUAUGGACAAAUCAGCCAUGCCUAAGGCUUUCUCUAGCCACCACAUGUGGUAUUCUUCCACUGUUGAUGCUGUAAAAUCUGUCUCAUUUGACAGUCUUCGAAAUGGACCAAAAUUUGUCUACUCCUAUGAUAAUGUCUUGCAUGGUUUCAGCGCAUUGUUGUCCGAAGAUGAGCUAGAAGCUCUGAAGAAAUCACCAGGAUUUCUUUCAGCUUAUACUGACAAGCUUGUCACAAUGGACACCACUCACACCUAUAAUUUUCUCUCUCUGAACCCCACAAAUGGGCUUUGGCCGGCUGCAGACUUCGGCAAAGAUGUGAUUGUAGGGGUCAUUGAUAGCGGUGUUUGGCCUGAAAGUCCGAGCUACAAGGACGAUGGAAUGACACCUAUUCCUUCCAAGUGGAAGGGAACAUGCGAGGCUGGACAGGAUUUCAAUUCUUCAUUGUGCAACUUAAAGCUAAUUGGUGCAAGAUACUUCAAUAAGGGUCUUGUAGCUGCAAAUCCGAAGAUCGUUAUUAGCAUGAAUUCUACCAGGGAUUUUUUGGGACAUGGCACGCAUACUUCCUCCACGGUAGCUGGAAAUUAUGUUGACGAUGCCUCAUUUUUCGGCUAUGCGUCAGGGACGGCCAGAGGAAUCGCCCCUCGAGCUAGAGUGGCCAUGUACAAGGUUUCUUGGCCGGAAGGAGGCUAUACUUCUGAUCUAAUUGCUGGUAUAGAUCAAGCUGUUGCGGAUGGGGUUGAUGUGAUAUCAAUAUCUAUGGGCCUAAAUUUCAUCCCUUUAUAUGAAGACCCUGUAGCAAUAGCUUCAUUUGGUGCAAUGGAGAAGGGCGUUAUGUUCUCUUGUUCAGCUGGAAAUAAUGGUCCAUCUCUUGGGACGUUACAUAAUGGAAUUCCAUGGACCAUGACAGUUGCAGCAGGUACUGUUGAUCGUUUCCUUGCAGGGACAGUAACUUUGGGGAAUGGAAUGACUAUCACAGGGUGGACUACUUUUCCUGCCAGAGCUGUAGUUGAAGAUUUACCUCUUAUCUACAACCCAACAAUAGCUGGUUGUAAUUCAAGUGACUUGCUAUCUAGUGCUCAUGGAAUUGUCAUUUGUGACAAUUUCAAUGCUUUCUACAAUCACGAAAAUAUUUCCAGGUCAACUGUCCCUGCUACCAUCUUUUUCUCUGAUGAUCCAGAGAUUACAGAAUCUACCACUUUUCCUGAUCCGGGAGUCAUUAUCAGCACAAAAUAUCUAGAAGAUGUGAUUAAGUAUGCCUUAAAUGGUGUCAAGCCCACUGCCAGCAUCACAUUUCAACAAACUAUCUUAGGAACAAACCCUGCACCAGUUGUUGCCGACUAUAGCUCAAGAGGCCCUGCACCAAGUUACCCAAACAUCUUAAAACCUGAUGUUAUGGCACCAGGGACGUUAGUGUUAGCCGCAUGGGUUCCAACAAGUACUGUAGCAACCAUUGGGGACAAAAUUCGCUUGUCAAGUGAUUUCUCUCUUGCAACCGGCACAUCAAUGGCUUGCCCCCAUGCCUCUGGCGUUGCCGCACUUCUCAAAGGUGCGCAUCCCGAAUGGAGUCCAGCAGCUAUUCGAUCUGCCAUCAUGACCACGGCAAACACCCUUGACAAUACUCAGAGUCCGAUCAAAGACAUGGGAUUCAACUAUGACAUAGCGUCACCUCUAGCCAUGGGGGCAGGACAUAUUAAUCCAAAUGCAGCGCUGGAUCCAGGGCUCAUAUACGAUGCUACAGCUCAAGAUUACAUAAGUCUUUUGUGCACCAUGAAUCUCACUCGGAGCCAAAUUGCAUCUAUUGUAAGAUCAACUGACUACAGUUGCCUCAACGCUUCCUCUGAUUUGAAUUAUCCAUCCUUCAUUGCAUUGUACAACAAUGGAAGUACAGAGGUGUUGAAUAAGAUAUUUGAGAGGACUGUUACAAAUGUUGGGGAUGGUCCUGCAACAUACAAGGCCAUUGUGACAGCUCCAAGGGGUUCCGUUGUUGAAGUGAAUCCACAGACAUUAGCUUUUCAGGAGAAAUAUGACAGGCAAACCUAUUCACUGACCAUAAGAUACACAAGUGACAACAGUGCAAAGGUUAGUUUUGGUUCAAUUACAUGGUCAGACUUUGGAGGGAAACACGUUGUCAGAAGUCCAAUUGUGGUGUCACCAAUAACCACUGUUUGGGCUUGA
Molecule: messenger RNA, 2250 nt
Organism: Coffea eugenioides
Lineage: Eukaryota; Viridiplantae; Streptophyta; Magnoliopsida; Gentianales; Rubiaceae
Product: subtilisin-like protease SBT1.9
Exons: 3
Coding region: 1-2250 (749 amino acids)
Biological process (GO): proteolysis
Molecular function (GO): serine-type endopeptidase activity
Source: RefSeq, a predicted model, not a curated record